UGCCGGGUGCUGGCGCUCAUCGACAAGGUGCAGGUGGUGCAGGAUCCGGCAACCGGCAGGACCUUCAUCCUGAAGAGUCUCCCCAAGUCCUUCGUGGAGACCCGCACACGCCAGACUAUCAUCCCACAUGGUGUCCCCUUUAUGGUGAAGCUGCUGUGCUACUAUGCGAGUGAGGACUCCAUCUUCCUGCACCUGGAGCACGUGCAGGGGGAGACACUGUGGUCCCACCUGCGUGCCAAGUACCGCUCUCAGCAGGGCCCUUCCCCCGGCUCCGGUUCCCUGUGUACCACAGUCCCCCCAGCCCUGCAGGGCCAUGGGGGAGAGAACAGCGAGGGCAGCGCCCAAGGGAGCAGCCAGGGCUCCUCCAACCAAGCUGCAUUCACUCCCAGCCCCAGCCUCUGUGAGCAGGGUCUGGUCUUCCACACCCAGAACUCUGUGACCUCUGGCGAGACCAAGGGCUGCGUGUUGGCAAGAACAGCUCAGCAUGAGCCCAGGGCUCUCAGUGGCCAGACUGCCAGUCUGACCCUUGGUCAUGCUCCAGCCCCACUUCGCAGGGCUCCGACUUCCUGGGGGCACGGCCGCACGGCCUGGGCUGUGAAGGAGGAGCAAGUGCAGAUGUGGGCAGCAGAAAUCCUCUUGGCCUUAGAAGGGCUUCACCAACAGGGCGUGUUGUGCCGGGACCUCAAUCCCAGGAACCUGCUGCUGGAUACAGCUGGUCACAUCCGUCUUACCUUCUUUGGCCAGUGGACAGAGGUAGAGCCACAGUGUUGCAGCCAAGCACUGGAGCAGCUGUACAGUGCCCCAGAAGUGGGGGGCAUCGCAGAGCCAACUGAAGCAGCGGACUGCUGGAGCUUUGGGUCACUGCUGUACGAGCUGUUGACUGGAGUGCCGCUGUUCCAAAGCCAUCCAACAGGGAUCUACCCUCACACACAGUUGCUUCUGCCUGAGGGUCUCAGCCUGGCAGCUACAUCACUACUCACUCAGCUCCUGCAGCACAACCCCAAACAGCGUUUGGGUGCAGGAGGAGGUGGAAUCGCCAAGCUCAAGUCCCACUCUUUCUUCAGCACCAUCCCUUGGAGCAAACUGGUGGGCUAAGCAGGGGAACUUGAGGGGCUGCGUCCUACCCAAAGCCUGUGAACCCACUAGGCACCUCUGCUUGCAGUGGGGGGAGGUCUGCUUGUAAAGGGGGAGGGCACAUAUGAGGUUGUGCAGCCACAAAUCUUCUUCCGUUGCUGCCUAUGCUUGCUAGCCUCUUCAAGGGGAGGCUGAGGGUUCUUCCAUUAGGACCCCCCUGCUUGGGCUGGAGUCUAUGCCCUAAACCUCCUCUUGUACCACCCUUUUCGGCUGCUGAGGAGAGGCCAUGGCCCACUGCUUAGCACAGUGCCGUGGGGUCUCUUCCCUCUGGUUUUAUUUUUGCUGCUCCUGCAGUUGAUGUCCCCGUUAUUUUUUGUGGCUUCCAGUUGUGUUCACCCCGGGACUCUGCUGGCUGGUGCCCGAGCCUGCGCUCUGUGCCAUUCACCAGCUGCAUGUGUGUGGUAAUGCCUGCUGCAGGUCAGGGGUGGGAUGGAACCCAUGGCUCUUCUACUCCCAGCUCUGCGAAAAGAAUAAACCACAUGUGACUGCUUG
Molecule: messenger RNA, 1626 nt
Organism: Meleagris gallopavo (turkey)
Lineage: Eukaryota; Metazoa; Chordata; Aves; Galliformes; Phasianidae
Source: RefSeq, a predicted model, not a curated record